AUGACGAUCAGUUACUCGGAUAAAUUCGUGAAUCUCCUAUUGAGAUGGAAAGGAUCUUUAUGGAAAGCAAUCUGGAAACAACUACUCAUUUAUCUCAUUCUUUACUAUGCAAUCAAUGUAGGAUAUCGAUUCUUCAUGACGGCGGAUCAGCAAAAAUCCUUUAAAAAAUAUAUUAUUCUGUGCGAUUCGUGGACCAAAGAAAUCCCGUUGACUUUCCUACUCGGUUUUUAUGUGGCAAUGAUUGUGAGGAGAUGGUGGGAUUGUUGUCAGUUGAUUUCAUGGCCGGACACCCUUCUAUUCAAUGUCUCCGCGCUGGUCAGAGGCACCGAUCAAGAAACGCGAAUAAUCCGUCGAACCAUUGCCCGUUACUCGAUUCUCGCAUCGGUGCUCGCUUGGAGGAGUAUCUCCUUGAGGGUUUUGAAACGGUAUCCAACCGACGAACAUUUAAUCAAUUCGGGUUUGGUGACAAGAGAAGAAUUAGCUCUUUUUAAGAAAACUGAAGUUCGAGUCGAUCCACAUCAGAAAUGGUUUGUGCCCAUCAAUUGGAUACAAACGAUGAUGUUGAGGUGUUUUGAAAAGGGCACCCUUUCACACACAAAUGAGCUCCGAGUUCUCUUGGAUAAUCUUGACAAUUUUCGCUCGCAAUUCUUCAAAUUAUUUAUCUACGAUUGGAUUUCGAUUCCACUCGUUUACACACAGGUCUCAACAAUUUCUGUUUAUGGGUAUUUCAUGUUCACAUUAAUUGGCCAACAAUUUCCGAGUGUCAAUUUGUACAAUGAGAAAGUCGAUAUUUUUGUGCCGAUUUUUUCGAUAUUGCAAUUUCUUUUCUACGUCGGAUGGCUUAAGGUCGGAGAAGAUCUAAUGUUCCCAUUUGGAGCCGACGAUGAGGACUUCGAGUUCAAUUAUAUUUUGGAUAGAAAUCUUGAGGUAGCCUUCCUCGUGGUCGAUCAACUUCACAAUCAGGUCCCAUCCGUUUAUGUGGAGAGCUUGACCGAUACGGUUAAACUUUUACACACGGAUGGGUCUGCAAAGUUGACGAGUCAUCCCCAACGACAACACUUGAGGAAAUAUCGAAUGAAGACUGAGGAUAUGAAAAUUCAUGCAGACAAAGAACCCGAAAAGAAAUACGGAAUUUCGUUCUCGGAUCUCGAAGCAAAUGCAAAUCACAUUUUGGAGAAACCGAAAGAAACGGAGAAACUCGACAGGAAAGAGAUUCUCAACAGGAGUAUACGGAAGAAAAUCGACACUCCACGACGGCCGAGUGGACAGCCGAUUUCAGCGAAAUUACCCGAU
This is a messenger RNA of Mesorhabditis belari, 1293 nucleotides long. NCBI's taxonomy places the organism in Eukaryota, Metazoa, Nematoda, Chromadorea, Rhabditida, Rhabditidae. The record is from the annotation of a GenBank genome assembly.